ACCAAACUACGGCCCGCGGGCCGGAUACGGCCCGUCAGCACAUUUGGCCCGGCCCUCUGAACAAUACCAGAGACGCUAUCGGAUUUUUUUCCUAUUUGGCCUCCAGAAAAAAAAUCCUAGGCCCGGCCCUGUCAAAGAGAGAACGGAAUAAUGGCGAAAAGGUUAGGUAAGAGAAAAAUUUAUUCAGAAUGCAGGGUAUUUAACCUGCAGUGGACAAACGAUUAUUUUUUUGUUCAAUGCAAAGAAAAGGCUGUUUGUCUCAUCUGUCAAGAGACGGUGGCGGUAUUCAAAGAAUACAAUCUUCGCCGACACUAUGAAUCCCGUCACAAAGACAAGUACGAUAGCUUGCAAGGCCAAAUACGAGCAGACAAACUAUCAAAGCUAAAAAGUGGACUACUAUCUCAGCAGAAUACAUUUGUACGCCAAGCUCAGCUGAACCAGGCAUCCGUUCGGGCCAGCUUUCGGGUUGCUAAACUGAUAGCAAGCAGCGGUAAGCCUUUCACUGACGGAGAGUUUGUUAAGAAAUGUAUGGAUGCUGUCGCGGAGGAGGUGUGUCCCGAGAAGAAAGAUGCAUUUAAUGCCGUAAGUCUGUCGGCGAGUACAAUCACCAGACGCGUUGAAGAAAUCGGGAGUAAUGUAUAUGCCCAGCUGCAGCAGAAGACGAAAGAAUUUGACUUUUUUUCAUUAGCACUGGAUGAGAGCACGGACGUGCAAGACACAGCGCAACUGCUCAUUUUUAUUCGUGGAGUUAGCGCAAACUUUGAGAUAUGCGAGGAGCUGGCAGCCCUCCAAAGUCUCAAAGGGACUACAACGGGAGAGGAUAUUUUUGACAAAGUGUGCCAAACCAUGGAGAAGUUGGACCUGGACUGGUCAAAGCUAGCUAGCAUCACGACUGACGGGGCUCCUAGCAUGGUGGGCGAAACUCGCGGUCUAAUAGGACGCAUGAACCGGGAGUUGGAAAAAAGGGGUCUCACCGCCCCGCUACGAGUCCACUGCCUAAUUCACCAGCAAGCACUGUGCUGCAAAGUGUUGACGUGGGAUUCUGUAAUGAAGGUUGUGGUGUCGUGCAUAAACUUCAUCAGAGCAAAGGGACUUAAACACAGGCAGUUCCAAGAAUUCCUGUCUGAACUGGAGUCUACGCACGGAGAUGUGCUGUACUACACAGAGGUCCGAUGGCUGAGCCGGGGCAGAGUUUUGAGGCGUUUUUACGAGCUGCUACCCGAAAUUAACGCAUUUCUUCAUUUAAAAGACAAAACGGUCCCAGAGCUGAUCGACCCAGAAUGGAAAUGGCACCUCGCAUUUUUAACAGACGUGACAGAAAUACUUAACAGCCUUAACUUGCAGCUACAAGGCGAGGGGAAACUCAUUUGCGACAUGUAUUCACACAUAAAAGCAUUUGAGGUGAAAUUAGCGCUGCUUUUGGAACAAGUGAAAAAGCGCAACUUCGUCCAUCUUCCUGCUACCCAAAACCUGUCGACAGAGAACCCAGCGGUCCCAUUCCCAGCUGAAAAGUGCGUGGAAGCACUGGAAAUGCUGAAGGCGGAGUUCGGUGUGCGAUUCAGUGAACUACAUGUUCAUGCAAAAGAAAUCCGUCUUUUUCAGAACCCCUUUGUUGCCGACAUUGAUGAAGCCCAGCCUUCAUAUCAGUUUGAGUUGGCUGAGUUACAGAACUGUGAUGUUCUGAAAGACGCAUUCAAGCCCAACAGUCUCAUUGACUUCUAUGCCGCCCUCCCAAACGACACAUAUCCAAACAUCAAAAAACACGCAAUGAAAAUGUCCACAGUUUUUGGCAGCACGUAUAUCUGCGAGAAAACCUUUUCUCGCAUGAAACUGCUGAAAACUCCGAUGAGAUCAAGAUUGACAGAUGAACAUUUGCAUCAGUGCUUGAGACUGGCUGUAACUAGAAUGGAACCUGAUAUUCAACUUCUCACCAGCCAGAUGCAGGCCCACAGUUCACACUGAUGAACAUACAUAGGGAAGUUGAUGAGAGAGAGCUGCAAACAGCGGUGUCUACAAGCC
Molecule: messenger RNA, 2019 nt
Organism: Coregonus clupeaformis (lake whitefish)
Lineage: Eukaryota; Metazoa; Chordata; Actinopteri; Salmoniformes; Salmonidae
Product: general transcription factor II-I repeat domain-containing protein 2-like
Exons: 2
Coding region: 151-1962 (603 amino acids)
Source: RefSeq, a predicted model, not a curated record